CAAUGUGAUUCGUUCAGCUUUUAAGUGUUCCAUCGCAGACGUCGUAAAUUUUGCGAACGCAAAGUGUCUUUGAUGUGUCAAAUAAUAUUCAUUGAAUAUUCAAAUUGUCGCGGGUUAGAAAGGAUAUUUAAUAACCGUUUAAUAACUUUCUCUGUUUAAAGUGUGUGCGCGACGCGAACUGAGAACGAAACACUUAUCAUUUAUUAAGAUAACACUUAAUGAGACAAUCUGUUCCGGGAGUGCAUGAAAACAAGGACUCUCUGACAAGAACUGUCAAGAAAAUAGAGCAUUGCAGAGACGGCUGCUCUUCAUAUCAAUUUUUAAAUAAACAUGUCUUUUACGGAAACGAACAGAGGUUGCAAUUUCGAUGCUGCUUGGUUGGAGAAAGUGCCAUGUAUCAAUUCCAAUCCAAUUGUUCAGCUUGUCAAUUCCUUUAUUGAAAAACGUUUGCCUCUUCUGAAAGGCAAACAGAGAGCAGCGUGGCUUUUACGAGCCAUUACAUGCAUUGAUUUAACCACUCUUGCGGGUGAUGAUACAUCAUCCAACGUUACUCGUUUAUGCCAGAAAGCUGCAGAACCCUUGCCAAUGGAUACAGUAGCUGCUCUUGGACUCGCAGAUUCAGACUUAGUCAUUAGGACAGCUGCAAUUUGUGUGUAUCCUUCACGUGUUACCGAUGCUGUGGAAGCCUUGAACAGGAUGAAUCUUUAUCCCAAAAUUGGAGUUGCAUCUGUGGCUGCUGGAUUUCCUAGUGGACAGUACUCCCUGAAAACUCGUCUAGAAGAGAUUCGUGGAGCUGUUGCAAAUGGAGCAACAGAAAUUGAUAUCGUAAUUGAUCGCAGUUUAGUUCUAACGAAGCAGUGGAAGUUCUUAUAUGAUGAAUUAAAGCAAAUGAAGGAAGCAUGUGGGCCACAUGCGCAUAUGAAAAGCAUUUUAGCCACUGGUGAACUUGGUUCUUUGACUAAUGUUUAUAAAGCAUCCCUUGUUGCAAUGAUGGCUGGUUCAGAUUUUAUUAAAACUUCAACAGGUAAAGAAACUGUAAAUGCUACUUUAGUGGUUAGCUAUGUUAUGUGUCGUGCAAUUGGAGAUUAUUACAGACAAGUAGGUUAUAAAGUGGGUUUCAAACCUGCUGGAGGCAUACGAACAGCAAAUGAUGCUUUGCAAUACCUUAUUUUGAUUAAAGAGCAACUUGGUAAAGAAUGGUUAAAUGCUGAUUUAUUCCGGAUUGGAGCAUCUGGCUUGCUAUUGGAUAUCCAGAAAGAACUACAUCAUUUUGCAACUGGUUAUUAUCCUAAAGUAAAUGAUUACUUGUUUGAAUAAAUGGAUAAGUGUUGCAAUUCUUUUUGGCGGCGGAGGACGACUGGAGGACGCGGCCGGAGCUGG
Gryllus bimaculatus (two-spotted cricket) is the source of this 1380-nucleotide messenger RNA. The record is from the annotation of a GenBank genome assembly. NCBI's taxonomy places the organism in Eukaryota, Metazoa, Arthropoda, Insecta, Orthoptera, Gryllidae.